Molecule: messenger RNA, 1093 nt
Organism: Amoebophrya sp. A120
Lineage: Eukaryota; Dinophyceae; Syndiniales; Amoebophryaceae
Source: the annotation of a GenBank genome assembly
GUCCAAUCCAAAUCAAAGCGCACUCAAUAUGGCAAACAACUUCGACUCUGCAACCACUUUUCGCUCCCGUACCUACUGGGUUGUAGCUUCACGGUAGAGCCGCGAGAUAGAGGCCCACUGAGAUUUACGAACAAGAUGGCGUGGCGCUGAUGUUGCGCAGCAGCCCUUCGACGAAAUAUUUGGAGUGUGUCGCAGUUGGGUUUUGCGAGGCCGAGGAGAUUCAAGGUGGCGGGGUUCCGUGUGUGUUUUGCUUGGCCAAGGGGCUGCGCGCGCGUUGAUGAAAAGGGGCGCGCGCACCAGGACACGAGUCAGCGGGCCGGCCUGUGGCGCCGAAUGCAGUCAGGCUGCCCUGCUAGUUCAGCAGACCUUCACCGCGCAGCAUUCAAUCGCCAAACAAGGAAGUGCAGGACCGGCCGCCUGCGCUCCAAAAACACGCAACCCGUUGCCCGCGCCAAAUCGCUACCGCUAGCGCCCCGCGGCAGUCGCCUGGCCGUAAUCUGCCCCCUUUAACCGGGCGGACCGCCCGAAUUUCUCCGCCCCUGUGCGCAGCAGUAUGCCGCCGGGCCGCGCCUACCCUUCGUUCUGGGGGGGAAAACAGGCGGGCGGUGGGCACAAAGCCGCCGCCGCCCGGCCCAGCCAACCUCGCACCUUCGCGCCGCCCUUGCUGAGCAAGGCGGCAACGGAGGAAAGCGCUGGGCGUGUUGUUGUGGCCGCGCGCCAUGCGGUCACCCACCCAGCCAAGCGCGUGGGGCCUUUCUUUCGUUGGCCGCCUGCUCAGUUGGUUCGCUCGCUUUUUGCUGUUGCCCAGGGCGGACAAAGCCGCCCGCCCGGGUUUGGCGCCCGCCGGCCCCCUUUCCUGACGAGACGGGUGUUUUACCCGCCGAAAAUGCGAAGGGGCUGGCCGCUGGCAGCGUGGGGGUGGGACGGGAGCUGUUUUCCCGAACCGGCUCUGUGUCGCAGGGGCGGAGCUGUCUCUGCCUGCUUUGCAUUUGCAAACUGUUGUGGUGCGUGCCGCACUUUGUUCAAAUGGAUGCCGGCUGAGGAGUGUCUGGGCCACCAGAGUGUUUAGCCUAGAGAGGGCGCGCCGCGUACG